Messenger RNA from Gilbertella persicaria, 1398 nucleotides. RefSeq names its product aspartic peptidase domain-containing protein. The record is from RefSeq and is a predicted model, not a curated record. Gene Ontology annotation, biological process: proteolysis. The transcript is spliced from 8 exons. NCBI's taxonomy places the organism in Eukaryota, Fungi, Mucoromycota, Mucoromycetes, Mucorales, Choanephoraceae. Bases 115 to 1311 code for a protein of 398 amino acids. Gene Ontology annotation, molecular function: aspartic-type endopeptidase activity.
UUUUUCUCUCUCUCUCUUUUUUUUUGUCUUUACUUUUCUUUUUUUGUUUCUUUCUUAAUAUUAUAGAGCACACAUAUAACCAUACGUACAACAACAAAUUAAAAAAAAAGCAAGAUGCGUCUUUCAACUGUAUUAUUAUCAACAACUUUAUUUUUAAUUUCAAGCACAUCGGCAGCAAAGCUUGAAAAAAGAUGUUCUUUAAGAAGAGAGCCCAUGACAGUUGAAAAUGGUGUGUACGUUGCAAAAGUGAAAGUUGGUACACCUGCACAAACUUUCCCGGUCGUUUUUGAUACCAGCAAUUCCUUGACUUGGGUUCCAUCCACUGAGUGCCAUACACCAGAAUGUCGUCAGCAAUCGAAUCUUUUCAAUGCUAAUGCUUCUUCUACUGCUGUCAACCUUCACAAGAAAGUGUCCAUCAAAUAUGAUGAAGGUGUCUGUAUUGAUGCUAGAUUGUAUAGAGAUACUGUUUCUGUUGCUGGUCUUGCUGUUGGCAGCCAAUUGAUUGGUAGUGCUUAUAGCGUCAAAGGGCUUGGUGGCGAAGAUUAUCUUGGUUCUCUUGGUCUAGGUGGUUUCAAUGCUGAUGGAAGCACAAACUACUUGACAUCAAACUCAGCCUCAUCAUAUUCCAAGCGUCAAGCUGUCAGUAGUGGUGGAUUUGCUCAAAAUGGUUUCCAAAGUGCUUAUGGUCAAUCUUCUCAACAAUUCGGUAUGGUCGCCAGUGGCUCUAGUGGUUUCUACCAAAAGAGAAGCAACGGCAAGAAAGAUGCUGAGUUCAUCUUUGGCGGUGUUGAUCAUGAUGUCUACAAGGGCGAAAUUGCUUACUUUAAAUUGCCCACUUGCGACUAUGGUGAUUCUCCUUACUGGAAGACUGAAAUUAAGUGUGUCAAAUUGGGCGACAAGAUUGAUAUCAAAUUGGCCAAGAAGACAUUGGCUUCCUUGAGCACUGGUUCUGACCGUAUCUUGGCCCCUACCAAACAAGCCGAUCUUUUGCAUGCUGCUAUUGACGCCAAGUACGACUCAGAUGACGAUGUGUACCGUUUAGAUUGCUGCGACGAUCUUGACAAGUACCCUACUUUUGAAAUUGAUUUCAAGGGCUACCGUGUCUCUUUGCCUCCCAAGCUCUACAUUCGACAAGACGAAGACGCAAAGACCUGUCAUACUCUCAUUGGUCGCAACACCAAGGACGACAAGAAUUGGGUCUUGGGUGGUGCUUUCCUUCAUAACUUUUAUCAUAUUUACGAUCUUAGUAAUCUUCAAGUUGGUCUUGCUAUUCCCAAGGGUGACUGUGAUGCCAAGAUCAAGAAGCUUUAAAUUAUAUAAUCUCCUGUGUACAUCUUUUUUCCUUUAAACUCUUGUAUUCUUUAAAUAAACAAAAAAAAAAAAAUAACAUAUAAACGA